This is a messenger RNA of Penicillium vulpinum, 1869 nucleotides long. RefSeq names its product 3'-5' exonuclease. Lineage: Eukaryota; Fungi; Ascomycota; Eurotiomycetes; Eurotiales; Aspergillaceae. The transcript has a single exon. Gene Ontology annotation, biological process: ribosomal large subunit assembly; rRNA processing. Gene Ontology annotation, cellular component: nucleus. Gene Ontology annotation, molecular function: exonuclease activity; nucleic acid binding. The record is from RefSeq and is a predicted model, not a curated record. Bases 1 to 1869 code for a protein of 622 amino acids.
AUGGAUUCACCCACAGUGGACAAGUUAUUUGUCUGCCCUGGAUGUCAGAGAGGUGGCUUCAAAAGCAUUGGUGCGGUCAAGGCUCAUUUUGAGUCCAAAGGCCACAAACUUGCUUGCGAGCCAUGCGACAGGUCAUUUGGAAAUGUAACAGCGUUGCUCAAGCACUCCCAAAAGCACGAAAGGCCUCUAGAUGGUUCUGAUCUCAAGUCUCUCAAGUCAGCAAAGCCAGCACCAAAGAGCACAAAGCAACUUGAGCCCUUGUCUGCCAAACCUGCGAAAUCAGCUUCAAAGCCUGCGAAAUAUGGCGGGUUGCCCGAUAUAUCUCAGUCUUUUGUCAAGGCUACACAGCCAUCCCCAAAUACCACCAAGCAUGAAAAAUCCAAGGAUCAUCCCGAGCCCUUAUCUGUCAAUCCUGUGAAAUCCACUACAAAGAAAACAAAGCUUGAGCAGUCCCAGGAUCUGUUGGAGCCUUUAUCUGUCAAGUCUGCGAAACCCACCGCAAAGAAAACAAAGUUUGAGCAGUCCCAGGAUCUAUUUGAGGUUUUGUCUGCCAAGUCUGCGAAACCCACUGCAAAGAAAACAAAGCUGGAGAAACCCCAAGAUCAGUUUGAGUUUAACUUUGACUCUUUGUCUGACAAGCCUGCGAAACCCACUGCAAAGAAAACGAAACUUGAGAAGUCUCUGGAUCGCUCUGAUAUCUUGCCUGCCAAGCCUGUGAAACAAGCUCAAAAGCGCACAUCAGCCCAGACACCGGUACGUGCCCCAUUGAGGGCAGAGCCUGUUGAAGACCUAUGGAACAAGCCCUCUGGACUUGAACCGCCGAAUUCCUCAUCACCCGCCACUCGGAAUGCAAAUUACCAUGUUAUCCUGGAGCCACUCGAACAAGACUUGAUCUUUCGCUAUUUGUCGGCACGAUGUCACUCAGAGACCCGUUUGGCCACACGAGGUUUCACCUUCCGGGCUGGCCUAGCAGAUUUCAGUAGGCGCCCGUCAAAGAAACCCCCUCCAAAGACAGGACAUUUCCGCCAAGUUCCUCGCUCAUCAGACGGCUUGCCGAAAAGGAAAGCCAUAGUCCUCGACUGUGAGAUGGUGCAAGUUGAAGCAGGGCGCCGGGAGCUCGCCUUUUUGAGUGCAAUUGACUUUUUGACUGGCGAGGUUCUCAUCGACAAUUAUGUGCAGCCGAAAGCGAGAGUCGUGAAUUGGGACUCUCGGUAUAGCGGGGUGACUCCUAGUGCCAUGAAUAAGGCUGUCAAAAAAGGGACAGCAUUGAAUGGAUGGGAAGGAGCGCGCUCAAAAUUAUGGGAGUUCAUGGAUAACGAGACUAUUCUCGUUGGUCAUUCUCUCAACAAUGAUCUUGACGUCUUAGGUAUCAUUCACUGGAAUAUUGUCGACUCCUCUAUCAUUACCAGCGAAGCGGUGUUUUACACUGUACACGCCCGCGAACCACUCAACCGCACAUGGAGUCUGAAGACACUUGCCAACGAAUUGGUCAAUUAUGAUAUCCAAGUUGGGAGACAGGGCCACAGUGCGCUAGAAGAUGCACAUGCAACACGGGAUAUUGUGAUCUGGUGUCUGAGAUACCCAGAGCACCUGAAAGUAUGGGCAGACAAUGCUCGGGACCAAGAGGAGGUGCGCGAGUACGAGAGGGAGUUGAAGAAGACGACGGAGGAGCAGGUGAAGGAGCUAAAGAAAAAACACGAUAUGGAGAUAAAGAUCCAAAUGUUAUCUCGUGGUGUUUCUGGUCUGGAUAUUGGUGCCAUUGACUUGUCUGAUGAUGAUAUUAAUGAGCCUGAUUUUGUCGACCAUGAUGGUGAUGACGCUGAAUAUGAACCGGUGACUAUUCAAGCUGCCGCAGCUUCAUUCUUUUGA